AUGCUCUCUUUUCACAUCUUAGAAAGUGUAAGAGCAAAACAAGUCAACAGCCACAUUCCCCCACCAUCUACUCUUUUACUUAUGUUCCAUUCAAGACCCAGCCUCUUCGAAAAGAGUUGUCUACCCGUGUCGUCUCCACUUCCUUGCCUCUUAUGUUCUCCAGAAUGUGUAAAGUACGUGUACUGUUCAGGGAGGAGUAAUAGAACACAUAUGUGCUGCUCCCCACUUUGCUUUAAGAGUGAAACAUACCUCGUGUUUGACACCUGCUGUGGCUCCUAUUUGAUUAUCUUCGCUUCUCUCCCUCAGAAGUAA
This is a messenger RNA of Rangifer tarandus platyrhynchus (Svalbard reindeer), 312 nucleotides long. NCBI's taxonomy places the organism in Eukaryota, Metazoa, Chordata, Mammalia, Artiodactyla, Cervidae. The record is from the annotation of a GenBank genome assembly.